This is a messenger RNA of Mytilus trossulus (common blue mussel), 966 nucleotides long. RefSeq lists its product as uncharacterized. The record is from RefSeq and is a predicted model, not a curated record. The coding region runs from base 1 to 966 and encodes 321 amino acids. The transcript has a single exon. Lineage: Eukaryota; Metazoa; Mollusca; Bivalvia; Mytilida; Mytilidae.
AUGAAAACGUUACUAUUUGCAGCAUGCACAAGUGGUGAAACUAGACUUGUAGAAUGGUUUCUGAAUUCAAAUUGUUAUGAAUCAUUAGAAUUGCAGGAAGCCUCGAACGUUUCUUGUGCACGCGGGAAGAUCGAUGUAGUUAUUAUGCUCCAUAAACGAUACAAUGAGAAGGCGUGUAAUGUUAAAGCUGCUGUGAAUUGCGCCUGUUUCAGUGGAAGUAUAGAAACAGUUUAUUGGUUAUUAAAUACCUUUCAAGAAAAAGAUGCAGAUUUGGAUGUUGCAUUAGCAAUAGCAUGUGGAAACGGAAAAAACGACCUAGUAAUGUGGCUUCUCGAGAAGUACGAUAUGAAGUUUGAUAUGAAAUUGGCAAUACUUGAAACAUUCAAGGCAAGCCUCAAAAAGGAGAGAUCAAACGGUAAAUUGUCAGAAAACAGUAGCUUUCAACUUUUAAACUGGAUGCUUAAGGAAUGUGGUAAUCAUAUACUGGACAUUAAAAUAUCAGUUGUUCUAGCUUGUAAACAAGGAAAGAUAGGCCACGUUAAAUGGUUAUUUGACAAAUUCAGUGAAGCGUGUAGAGAUAUAAAUCCGAGUGAAGCGUUAGAAGCUGCUUGUCACGGCUUUGAUACAUUUGCCCUUUACUUGUUUCUGGUUAAAAGAUUUAGCGAAAGAAAAUUUGAUUUACAAAAGGUAAUGCAAUGUGCAUGCGAGUUUGGAAAUGAUCAGAUUGUAGAAGAUCUACUAAAACGGUUUGACAAAAACAAAUUGAAUGUUAAAGAAGGUAUAUUUGUUGCUUGUCUGAAAGGCCAUCUAAAUGUUCUACGAGUAUUAUGGUUGUAUGCUAAGCCUAAAUAUUUUAGAGAAAAGCGUUUAAUGAAUUUAGUGAGCAAUAGUGAAAACUCCGAAAUGGUUAAUUGGUUGAUGGCUGCGGUAGAUCGGUCAAAAAAGGACGAUAAACCCGCAACUUGA